UAAACGGAGCAACAUAACAGAUACGCGUGUAUUUGGCGUGUUAGUCUUUAAAGGUUUUUUAAAGGUUUUUUUUCUGCUUGGAAAAAAGUUCUAGGAAGGAAAAUAUUCGCGAUGGAGGAGCAACAUCGAUCAGCGCCUUCAAACUGGAUCACACAACAUCCUGUGUACCAAGACUUGCUGAACCUGGGUGUAGACGACAGUGUGCAGGUUUAUGGAGCGUUCCUGGUGUAUCUGGACCUGACAGAAGUUCGGCGCUGGACAGCCGUGGUCCCGGUGCCGUGUCCUGAACUGCAGGCUGUUCUGCUGGAAGGACGUGAAAGAGAAGGCGAGGAGCUUCAGGUGGUUUAUCCACUUCCUGCUCACAGAAGCGUCAGUCACGGAGAUUUGAGGUGCAUUGUGGGUCGUGGAAGUCCUAUGCUCCUGUGCGCCGUGGCGUCCGAUUCCACGCUGGUGUAUCAGCGCCUGAGUGACGGCCUCGUGACCCCCGAACCCCCUGUGGACAUCAAAGACCUGGGACGGAGACCGCAUCGGAAACGCAGACUCCAGACGUGACGCAGGAAAAAGCUGGAGGGUUUCAUACCCAGUACAGCUGCUGCUGUUCCAGAGGGUCUGUAGGUUUGCUGUUUAAUGUCUUUAUUUCAAAAAACCCCAGAAAUUUAUUUGUGCUAGAAAGUUGUAAUAAAAUGUGAUUGUGCUGUAAUGUGAUUCUUCACAACGCAAAAAGGUUCAGAUUCCAAAAACGUUUUUCUUUUUCUUUUUUUAAGUUUUUAAUUUUAAGGACGAUGUUUUUUUUCUGAGCUCGAUUCGAGAGAUGAAGCUGUUUGUGGCCUGUUUUGAGCCAAUAGAGGUGAAAAAAUGAAAGAAUGUAAACAUUAUGAAAAAAAAUACAAAUUUAUCAAUUUUUUAUAUGACAUUUGUGAAUAAUUGUUAUAUCAAUAAUUAAUUUGCAGUUAGUAGUUAACUAACAACAUUUAAACUAACUGUUUUAAUGUUGAUACGAUUUUUUUUUUAUGUAACAAUGUAAGGUUUUGGUCUGUAUAUAUUUUUUUAAAUGUAAUUAAUUAUGAAUUGU
Molecule: messenger RNA, 1072 nt
Organism: Tachysurus vachellii
Lineage: Eukaryota; Metazoa; Chordata; Actinopteri; Siluriformes; Bagridae
Gene: tsen15
Product: TSEN15 tRNA splicing endonuclease subunit
Exons: 4
Coding region: 112-552 (146 amino acids)
Biological process (GO): tRNA splicing, via endonucleolytic cleavage and ligation
Molecular function (GO): nucleic acid binding
Source: RefSeq, a predicted model, not a curated record